Fusarium oxysporum Fo47 is the source of this 1071-nucleotide messenger RNA. RefSeq names its product H(+)-transporting V0 sector ATPase subunit c'. Gene Ontology annotation, cellular component: proton-transporting V-type ATPase, V0 domain. NCBI's taxonomy places the organism in Eukaryota, Fungi, Ascomycota, Sordariomycetes, Hypocreales, Nectriaceae. Bases 338 to 817 code for a protein of 159 amino acids. Gene Ontology annotation, molecular function: proton-transporting ATPase activity, rotational mechanism. Gene Ontology annotation, biological process: proton transmembrane transport. The record is from RefSeq and is a predicted model, not a curated record. The transcript has 6 exons.
UUAUGGAAUCACAAGCCCAAAAAUAGUAAGAAAUUCUGUUGUCUUUAUCAUGUAAUCCUAGAUAUAUUUCUUCAUAAUGAUUAGUGGGUAUCUUUCUUUGUCCUACUUCUCGAGUCCCGAAAUCUUCGAUACUUAAUGGCUGGUACUGUCACGUGAUCCGUUUCGAAGCCACUCGCUCGUCAUUGGUCAAAUUAACCCGUUCCAAUGUGGCUUUCUACCUCAGCUUCCAACUCCUUUGGUAGCCUUGGCCAGUAGCAGGCUACAUCAUCAAGCUAUCAACGUCAACUCUCACGUCGCCCUUGACACUAGAGCUCGCCGACGGCUUCAUAUCCUCACCAUGGCAGAAUCAGAGCUCGCCCCCAAGUUUGCCCCCUUUAUUGGGAUGGCCGGAAUUGCAGCUGCAAUGGUCUUCGGAUGUAUUGGAGCUGCUUAUGGCACAGCCAAGUCUGGCAUCGGCAUUGCUGGUGUCGGUACAUUUAGACCAGACCUCAUCAUGAAGUGUCUCAUUCCCGUCGUCAUGUCCGGUAUUAUUGCCGUUUACUCACUAGUCAUCUCCGUCCUCAUCGCUGAGGAUCUCGACCCAGGCAAGAACUACAGCUUGUUUUCGGGUUUUCUGCAUCUCGGAUGUGGUAUUGCAGUCGGCAUGACUGGUCUUGCCGCUGGUUACUGCAUCGGAAUUGUCGGCGACACUGGCGUUCGUGCUUAUAUGGAACAGUCUAGGAUCUUUGUUGGCAUGGUCCUGAUCCUUAUCUUCGGCGAAGUUCUUGGUCUCUAUGGACUCAUCGUUGCUCUUCUCCUGAACAGCAAGAGCAUUUGAACAGCAAGAGCAAGGGUUAGACAAGUCCUAUUCAAUCAACAAUCACAUACCUAUUCUGUCGACCUUUCAUUGAGUGGUCGACUUGUGCGUCGGGGAGGUUUUGAGCUGUCAUCGAGUUACGGAGGCAUACCAUCAUAUGUACAUCGGGCAUGGCGUUAUUGGACGUGUAACAUAUCUUUUGCAAACAGGUAGAGAAAUGGCGAAGAAGUUGACCGUAUCUAGCUUCGAGUAUAAUCACAAAGUCUAUGCUAGCA